Molecule: messenger RNA, 1079 nt
Organism: Ceratosolen solmsi marchali
Lineage: Eukaryota; Metazoa; Arthropoda; Insecta; Hymenoptera; Agaonidae
Gene: Poc1
Product: Proteome of centrioles 1
Exons: 6
Coding region: 159-1079 (306 amino acids)
Biological process (GO): cilium assembly
Cellular component (GO): centriole; ciliary basal body
Molecular function (GO): protein binding
Source: RefSeq, a predicted model, not a curated record
UUAGGAUGCAUUUAACUUUAACAUUUUUAAAAUUUACUUUCGAUUUAUUAUAGUACAUGACUCAUCAUUGGCAAUAGUCAACCGUUAAAAUUACGGUGUUUAAACUGCAACGAAAUUUUAGCGUCAUUAAUUAGUUCUUAAUUUUACAGAAUAUAAUAAUGUACAAUUUGGACUGUAAUCCAGAUAUUGAAAAACAUUAUACAGGGCAUACUGGAAGAAUAACAGGUAUCUCAUUUCAUCCUGAAACGAACCAAGUUGUUUCCUGUAGUACGGAUAAGAGUUUGAUAGUACGAAAGAUUAAUUCAACAAGAGCUUAUAGAUUUCACGCACAUAAUGAUGAAGUUACCGAUGUAAAUUACGCUCCUUCUGGAGAAGUUUUUGCAAGUGCAUCCAAAGACAGAACCGUAAAAAUAUGGGUUCCAAAAAUUAGAGCAGAAUGCCUAGACUUUAUACCACAUCAAGGUACCGUAAGGUCUAUACAAUUUAAUCCAGAUGGUGACAAGUUACUAACUUCGUCGGAUGAUAAAACUAUAAAAUUGUGGAUGGUUUGUCAAAGAAGAUUUUUGAUGUCAUUCAUAGGUCAUACAAAUUGGGUAAAAUAUGCCACAUUUUCACCAGAUGGAAAACUCAUUGUCUCAUGUAGUGACGAUAAGACUAUAAAGAUAUGGGAUGUUGUAAGCAAUCAAUGCAUAAAAACAUUUAAUGAAAUAAAAGCAUCGUUCGUUGAUGUUGAAUUUCACCCACAUGGAAUUGCAAUUGGUGCAGCUAGUACAUCGGGUUCUAUAAAAAUCUUUGAUUUGAAGACAGGAUUUUUACAACAAUGUUACGAUGCUCACCAAGGGCCAGUAUGUAAAGUAAGAUUUCAUCCAAAUGGGAAAUUUAUGCUGACAGCAUCGCAAGAUUCUACAUUAAAGGUACUUGAUUUAUUAGAAGGUAGACCCAUUUACACACUCAAUAGCCAUACUGGCAGCGUAAGUGCCAUAGCAUUUUCAAAAGAAGGAGAUUAUUUUGCAUCGGGUGGUUCCGAUUGUCAGCUUUACAUUUGGAAAUCUAAUUUUGAUAGAGAAUGCAACAUUUGA